This is a messenger RNA of Schistocerca gregaria, 1278 nucleotides long. RefSeq lists its product as uncharacterized. NCBI's taxonomy places the organism in Eukaryota, Metazoa, Arthropoda, Insecta, Orthoptera, Acrididae. Gene Ontology annotation, cellular component: plasma membrane. The record is from RefSeq and is a predicted model, not a curated record. Gene Ontology annotation, biological process: sensory perception of smell; detection of chemical stimulus involved in sensory perception of smell. Gene Ontology annotation, molecular function: olfactory receptor activity; odorant binding.
AUGCAGCCAGAGGCAGCGGGCGUUGAGUGGCUGCUGGGCCCCGGGGCUUCCCUGCGGCGCCUGGCAGGGCUGUGGCGGCAGCGGCAGGACUACUCUGGCCGUCUGCGGGCAGCUCUCACGCUGACCGCCGUCGCUCUGAUGCCGACCUUCGUCGCCCUCAAGCUGACCAUGGACCCUCCUGACGAACUAGAAGAACUCACGUUGUGUGGCUUUGUUGCCUUUAUUUCCAGUGGAGCCUUCGUCAAGGGUGUGCUCUUCAUCCGUGGAGGACGUACUCUGCGCCAGCUGGUGCAGCUUCUGUCCCUGACCGUGCAACACUACGGCAGUGGAGAAGGCGGCGAAGCCAUACGGAGCCGUUAUCGGAAGCUAUCGGACCGCGUGUACAAGUACUCACAGGCAGCUGUGGUUCAAGCCAUCGUAGUCUGGGUGUGUUCUCCGCUGCUGUUCAACGCAUUGCUCGGUGCCUCACGGGACUCUGGAGAGCUGCCCAUGCCUGUCUGGCUACCUCUGGACAUCCAAGUGUCGCCUACGUAUGAACUUCUGUAUGCGACGACUUCAUUCUGCCUUAUGAGUGAUGCCGAAUCUUCGGUCAUCGUCGAUACUUUCUUCAUUCACCUCAUGCUGAUGAUUGCCGCAGAAAUAGAAGUUUUAAGCCACAAUGUUCUAGCUAUGCAAACAACUCGUAUGGAGAGUCCACAGUGCAAUGCUGAGGAAUUUUACUCCAGAGCUCAAGUAAAUAAUGAAACGUCAAAAUUUUCUUGCGACUAUCACUCCUUAAAUACCACGUCAGAUGAAGAGUUACAUUUGCAGCUACUGAAGAACAUUCGACAUCAUCAGAUGAUACAUAGAUUGGUCUCUCUUCUGCAGUCGUCAAUGAGUGUUUCAAUAUUUAUAACGCUGUUCAUCAACAUGGCUAAUUUGUGUUUCUGUUUGUUCAUCACUGCAGUGUUGUUGCAGAGAGACAAGUACGUAACAAAAGCACUGAAGAUGUUGUUGGCAAUACCUCCACUGCUGUACCAAACUGGGCAGUACUGUAUUUUUGCCAACAUCAUAACAGAUCAGAGCGAAAAACUGGUCAUCUCCGCCUUCGAAUGUGGUUGGACAGAUUGUGACAUUCGUUUCAAACGUAACCUGCUCAUCUUCAUGGUGCGAGCUAUGCAGCCGACAGAGAUCAUUGUCGGGAAGACCUGCAAACUGUCCAAGCAGAUGCUGUUACAGGUGCUGAAUGGGACGUAUGCGCUACUGAACAUGCUUUACAACUUCCAUGGCACUGAUUGA